AUGGAGCGCAAGUACAGCUUCGCGGAGGACGAGGCGGGGCUGUUCGACUUCGCGGAGCCGGAGGUGGAGGUGGAUCCAGUGCCGCGCGCUACCAUCGCGCUCAGCGGGAUCAACGUGAGCGCCUUCAUUGCGCGCGUGGACCGCAUCAACGUGGACGGGCUGCACCGCACGAAGGAUGACGUCAUCAAGGGCACCGUCGACGACCUGUUCAAGGCAAAGGACUUCGAGGACGUGAUCGUGCGCGCGCACAAGGUAACGACGCACCUAGCGCACGCCACCGCCAUCUGUCGGCGUGAAGCUGCCGAACGUGUUCGGUCGCGGGGAGCGCGCGGCGGCCGGGUACAGCGUCGGCCAUCGGCGCUCCAGCGACAUGCACCUCGGGUUCACGAAGCCGCUGCUGCAGCGACCGUACCACCCCGUUCAGACAGAGUUGUAGCCAGCGGUUGGUGCAGGGUGUCGGGCUCGCUGUACCAGCGCGACACGGAGCAGCCGAGCUCCGGCUACCGGCUGCUGAACCGCGGCCUGCUGCUCGACCUCGCCUUCCAGACCUCGCCCACGUGUGGGAGAGUCAUGCUUCGGCACGAAUGGGUCGGCUCGACCGGAGUGAUACCACGGCCGGCGUCACAGAAAACCGGCGUGAAACAACAGCGUUGUGUUUCGCCGUGUCCGCAGCUAAAGUCGAUGGUCCGCCACAUAAUCUGCGUGGACCAGCGCGACGAGGCAGUGUUCCCGACGCGCGGCGUGCGCCUGCAGAUCAGCAACGAGCUGGCCGGGCUCGGCGGCAGCGUCGCCAGCCUCAAGGCGGAGCUCCAUCUACAGCUCAACCACACGCUGUCGGACACACUCGGAGUGGUGGUGCAGGCGACGUGCGCGAUGGGCCUGCUGCAGGACGUGUACGGCACGGAGCUGGCGGACCACUUCUUCCUCGGCGGACCUUCCUCGCUGCGCGGCUUCCAGCACCGCGGCGUCGGACCGCACUGCGACGGACAGGCGCUCGGCGGACGGAUGUACUGGGCGGGCGGGCUGCACGUGGUGGCCCCGCUGCCGGUGGCGGGCGCGCGCCGGGGGCUGGCCGCGCUGCUCCGCUCGCAUCUGUUCCUCAACGCCGGCUGCCUCGCCUUCCCAGAGCGUGGGUCGGGCGGGGCGGCGUGGUGGCGCGGGCUGGGCGCGGCGCGGGGCGCGGCGGGCGCGGGGCUCAGCGUGAAGCUGGGCCGCGCCACGCGCCUCGACCUCAGCUACGUGCUGCCGCUGCGCUGGAUGCCCGGCGACAGGACACACGCAGGCCUACAGUUUGGGCUCGGGGCUAACUUACUCUAA
Messenger RNA from Spodoptera exigua (beet armyworm), 1317 nucleotides. The record is from the annotation of a GenBank genome assembly. NCBI's taxonomy places the organism in Eukaryota, Metazoa, Arthropoda, Insecta, Lepidoptera, Noctuidae.